UGUAAAAGAAGAUCACAACUAUUCACAGAUGGCUUUAACCAUUAUUUUGUUAAGCUUUGCUUUAACGCUCUUCUUCAUACUUGUUUUCCGUAACAUAAACUCCCGUCCAAGCUCAAGGCUUCCACCGGGUAAUACCGGAUGGCCGAUACUCGGAGAAACCUUGAGUUACAUCCCAAAUCCGGCUAAAUUUAUGAGAGAUCGAAUGAAAAUGCACUCCCAUGACAUCUUCCAAACGUCGUUGGCGGGGGAGAAAAUGGCCAUUUUUUGUGGUGCAUUGGGCAACAAGUUCAUUUAUUCAAAUGAAUCAAAAUUCAAGAUGUGGUUACCACGUACAGUUAUAGAUAUCCUAGCUUUGACGAACAUUGAUACUAGCUCCCCACCAUGGAAGCUAUUCGACGAACACCUACAUAAGUUCCUUAGGCUCGAGUCGAUGCAAAAUUACGUGCCAAUUAUGGAUACUAAGGUACGCGAGCAUUUAGAGAUUCAUUGGAUGCCUUUUAACCAAGUAAAAGUUCUACCACUAUCGAAAGAGUUUACUAUAUCCUUUUUUUGCCAUUUGAUUUUGAACAUCUAUGAUAGUGAUCAAGUUAAAGAAUUGGCUACGCCCUACUAUGACUUGGUCAAGGGACUAAUGUCAGUGCCUAUAAAUCUUCCGGGGACCACAUACAACCGUGCUAUAAACGCAUCGAAAUUUAUAAGAGAAAAAUUACUAGAAUUAGUUAGUGAAAGAAAAAAGGUGGUCUUAGCAAAGAAAGAUCAUGUAAAUGUUGAUUUUUUGGGAGGUUUGCUUAGGGCAUCAAUUGAAGGCAGUGACAUUAUAAGUGAAAUGGAGUUAGUUGGCAAGAUUAUAGCACUCUUGUUUGCUGCUUUCCAUACUACAAGCAACACCAUUACAUUCUUAAUGGCUCAUCUUGCUGAAUAUCCUGACGUUUACGAAAAAGUUUUACAAGAACAAUUGGAGAUUGCACAAUCAAAAGAAAAAGGGGAGCUACUAAAUUGGAAGGACAUUCAGAAAAUGAAGUACUCGUGGAAUGUGGUUUGUGAAUCGAUGAGACUUAAGCCACCCGGCCUCGGAGGUUUUAGGGAGGCUUCCACGGACAUCCAUUACGGUGGCUACACAGUUCCAAAGGGUUGGAAGGUUCAUUGGUCAGUUUAUUCAACACACAUGGAUCCGGUACAUUUUCCAGAACCAGAGAAAUUCGACCCAUCACGAUUCGGAGAGAAACAAGGCCGUGGUAUAUAUGUACCUUUUGGAUCAGGACCUCAUAUGUGUUGUGGAAGAGAGUAUGCUCGAAUUAAGGUUCUCAUUUUCCUACAUAACAUAGUAACUCGAUUUAGACUUUCAAAAGCCAACCCAAAUGAAAGGGUAAUCUAUACUCCAGAUCCAGUCUUUGUUAAUGGCCUACGUAUCAACCUUCAUUCUCAAAAGGAAUAAGAAAAGGAUGAUAUGUAGUUAAAAAUGUUUUUCAUUUGAUUGUUGUAAUAGUUUUCUCAAUUAACAUACUCUUUCCUAUGAUUCUCAUAAGAAAAAUGGUAUUAUUAAUCUCAACUUUAUAAAAGUU
Chenopodium quinoa (quinoa) is the source of this 1562-nucleotide messenger RNA. RefSeq names its product protopanaxadiol 6-hydroxylase-like. Gene Ontology annotation, biological process: sterol metabolic process. Bases 29 to 1435 code for a protein of 468 amino acids. The record is from RefSeq and is a predicted model, not a curated record. Gene Ontology annotation, molecular function: monooxygenase activity; oxidoreductase activity, acting on paired donors, with incorporation or reduction of molecular oxygen; iron ion binding. Lineage: Eukaryota; Viridiplantae; Streptophyta; Magnoliopsida; Caryophyllales; Amaranthaceae. The transcript is spliced from 3 exons.